CCUGAUCGCAUCCCGGGACCGGCCGCUCAUGGCGGCGUUUGUGGCUUGGCUGCUGCGUGAGUGAGGCGCUCGUCGUCUCCUUCCCGCCGUCGGCGGGCUGCACCAAGGUCGUUCUUGCCCUCGCCACCAUGACCGAGGAGCCGUACGAGAAGUUCCUGGCCCCCGAAGAGCCGUGCCCGCUGCUCUCGCACCAGCACCCGCCGCGGGGCGGCAGCUUGAGCCUGAGCGAGGAGGGUUGCCUGGACGUCAGCGACUUCGGCUGCCAGCUCUCGUCCUGCCACCGCACCGACCCGCUGCACCGCUUCCACUCCAACAGGUGGAACUUGACGUCUUGUGGAACGAGUGUGGCCAGCUCAGAGUGUAGUGAGGAGCUCUUCUCAUCGGUUUCAGUUGGUGAUCAAGAUGAUUGUUACUCUCUAUUGGAUGACCAGGAGUUCACCUCUUUUGAUUUGUUCCCCGAGGGUAGUGUCUGCAGCGAUGUCUCUUCUUCUAUCAGUACAUACUGGGAUUGGUCUGACAGUGAGUUUGAAUGGCAGUUGCCUGGCAGCGACAUCACAAGUGGGAGUGAUGUACUUUCUGAUGUUAUACCUAGUAUUCCAAGUUCUCCCUGUCUGCUUCUGAAAAAGAAAAACAAGCACAGGAAUCUUGAUGAGCUUCCAUGGAGUGCCAUGACAAAUGAUGAACAGGUUGAAUAUAUUGAAUAUUUGAGUCGCAAAGUCAGUACAGAGAUGGGCCUUCGAGAGCAGCUUGAUAUUAUUAAAAUUAUUGAUCCUACUGCACAGAUCUUGCCUACAGAUAGUGAAUUCAUUAUUGAAUUGAACUGUCUCACAGAUGAAAAACUGAAACAGGUGAGAAACUAUAUCAAGGAACAUGGACCUCGUCAACGGUCAUCCAGGGAAAGCUGGAAGAGGAGUAGCUACAGUUGUGCAAGUACCAGUGGUGUGAGUGGCACCAGUGCCAGCAGCAGCAGUGCCAGCAUGGUCAGCUCAGCAAGCAGCAGUGGCUCCAGUGUUGCUAACUCUGCUUCAAACUCAAGUGCCAACAUGAGUCGAGCGCACAGCGACAGUAACUUGUCCACAAGUGCUGCAGAAAGAAUCCGGGAUUCAAAAAAACGUUCCAAGCAACGGAAACUACAGCAAAAGGCCUUACGCAAAAGACAGCUGAAGGAGCAAAGGCAAGCUCGUAAGGAAAGACUGAGUGGAUUAUUUCUUAAUGAAGAAGUGCUCUCUUUAAAAGUGACUGAGGAGGACCACGAAGGAGAUGUGGAUGUUUUGAUGUGACAGGGGUGAAUUUAUCAGUGUUCUUUCUAAGCCUUAAAUGUAUUACCCUUAUUGUUUACAUAUAUUUCUCGACCAAAUUUCAAUUAGUGUUAACAGUAUAAACCAGAUCUUUUCUCAGAUGUAAUUUUGGUAAGAAGGUCUUAAGUAUUGAGUAACUUCAGCUUUGAGAUUAAUUUUGCAUUAAAGACUUCAAUAACAUAACUGUCUUCUGAAAAGCUGCUGAAUAGAUUUCAGUUUUAAGGACAUUUGAAGUUGGCUAACAUUCUACCUUACUUGCAAGACAUAAGUCUGGGGGUGCUUUUGGAUGACAUGAAGCAUGCAUUACUGUGCUUCAGCUUUUUGUUUUGUUUUCCACCUUAGAGUUAAUAUUACACGUGGCUUGUUCUAUCUUCCUGUCCUAUUAUUGGGAAGAUUCUUUAGCAUGACAAAAAAAAAAAUAAUCUUUGGUUCUGUAGGGCUUUCAUCAGUCUUGCUCUUGCAUCAUAUAAAAUCAAAGUACAUGAGAAAUCCUUUUCUAGAAGUUGUGAUUUAACUCAAACUACACAGAAAAGAAGAAGUGGGACGUCUAAUGCAGGGAAUAUGUAAAAGAAAAAAUGCCUAAUAAUGUAGUUUUAAAGGAAGCAAUUAAAAA
Molecule: messenger RNA, 1911 nt
Organism: Dryobates pubescens (Downy woodpecker)
Lineage: Eukaryota; Metazoa; Chordata; Aves; Piciformes; Picidae
Gene: FAM199X
Product: family with sequence similarity 199, X-linked
Exons: 6
Coding region: 129-1280 (383 amino acids)
Source: RefSeq, a predicted model, not a curated record